Sarcophilus harrisii (Tasmanian devil) is the source of this 3199-nucleotide messenger RNA. RefSeq names its product carbonyl reductase 4 (gene CBR4). NCBI's taxonomy places the organism in Eukaryota, Metazoa, Chordata, Mammalia, Dasyuromorphia, Dasyuridae. Bases 251 to 964 code for a protein of 237 amino acids. Gene Ontology annotation, biological process: fatty acid biosynthetic process. Gene Ontology annotation, molecular function: oxidoreductase activity, acting on the CH-OH group of donors, NAD or NADP as acceptor; quinone binding. The record is from RefSeq and is a predicted model, not a curated record. The transcript has 6 exons.
CAUUGCCUUUUCCCAGCAGGACCGCUUGCUUCAACACCUCCCUCAGGUAGGAAGCCAGCCUUCCCCCCUGGAGUUUGAGGAAGCGGGAGCAUCCGCGGAAUACGUCACCGCGCUGACGCAAGGGCGGGGCCGAGGCGGGACCCUGACCUUGCUCUUGACUUUUCACUCGCUGCCGUCCCUCUGGGUCCCGCCCCGCGCUCCGGAGCUCCGCCUUCUCCCGUUCCGCUCCGGGCUGGUCAGCUAGCGCACCAUGGAUAAGAUCGGCGUCGUGUUUGGCGGCUCUCGGGGUAUCGGCAAGGCCGUGGCCCAGCUAAUGGCCCAAAAGGGCUACCGGCUGGCGAUUGCGAGCAGGAACCUGGAGGCCGCCAGAGCCGCGGCUGGGGACCUCGAGGGAAACCAUUUGGGACUUUGCUGUGAUGUUUCUAAAGAGCAAGAUGUUCAAAAUGCAUUUGAAGAGGUGGAGAAAAAUUUAGGUCGUGUUAAGUUUUUGGUAAAUGCAGCUGGCAUAAGCAGGGAUGCCUUGCUAUUAAGAACAAAAACUGAAGACAUGGUGUCCCAGCUUCACACUAACCUCUUGGGAUCCAUGCUGACAUGUAAAGCUGCUUUGAAGCAUAUGAUUCAACAACAGGGAGGUUCUAUUGUUAAUAUAGGAAGUAUUGUAGGUUUAAAAGGAAAUCCUGGCCAAUGCGUUUACAGUGCUAGCAAAGAAGGAUUAGUUGGUUUCUCCCGUUCUCUUGCUAAAGAGGUAGCAAGAAAGAAAAUUCGAGUGAAUGUUGUUGCCCCAGGAUUUAUCUAUACAGAUAUGACGAAAGAUAUGAAAGAAGAACAGUUAAAGAAAAAUAUUCCUCUUGGGAGGUUUGGAGAACCUAAAGAUGUGGCACAUGCUGUUGUUUUUCUUCUGGAAACUCCAUAUAUUACAGGACAUGUUCUGGUCGUAGAUGGUGGAUUACAGCUUGCUUUGUAAAGUGUUGGAGAGUGACUGAAGAGGCAGGAAGGCCUGGAGAUCCAGAGGAGCAGAGCCCUGGUGUUCAGGAGCCACAUGAAGCUACUGAAGAGGUGCAAGAUGGGUAAAUGUAGUAAUAUUCAGCAGCCUGAAGUGCUUUGCAGAUGUCUGUUCACCUCCUUUCACCAUUUAUCAGUUGGAGAAUGGCUUGAAUUCUUAUAAAUGAGUCAAUUCUCUCUAUAUUUUAGAAAUGAGGAGGCUUCACUUUGCAAUGACAACAAAGCUCUGCAAAAAUCUUACAAUCCUCUGAAAUCAUGUUUUUUUUUUUUUUUAAUAGAAAUAAAUCUUUUAUAAUGAGCAUCAAAAGAAAUCUUACAUGUGGUGUGGAGUAUUUUAUAAACUAAGAUACAUUUGAACUCAACAGUUGCAUACCAAUAGAUUAUGAACUCUGCAUUUGUCAAAGGACCCUCAAAUAAAAAUAAAUACAACAUAUUAUGCAGAGUGCACUUGAAAGAACUCAGGGAGGCAAUGGGGCACGAUAUGGAGGAUGCUGACUUGGAGUCUGAAGAUCUGACAAAUAAGAAUUCAGAGAAACAUAGAAAGACUUAUAUAGAGUAAUAUAGGGGUAAUAAAGGAGAAUGCCAGGAAUUGAAUGCAGCCAUGCAAUAUAACAAGCACUAGAGAAAUAACAAUUCUGGUUCUUUACAGAAGUUAUGAAUACAUUGAUGCUUGAGGGUUUGGGCAUUUGAGGGGAAAAGUGCUGUAUUAAAAUAAAGUGAAUAAAGUUUUUUUAAAAAAAUCUUGAUAAGAUACUGGUCUGAAUAGUGGGACCUUUAGGCGUGCCAGUUGCACUUAGUUAUAAGAUAAAUGAUAAACUCCUUAAUCUUGGAGUUAAAAUCUUCAAUAAUCUGACUCCCAAUUACUUUUAAUCCUUAUUUCAUAUUUGCUAUUCUCUUUCACAAAUUCUCUAUUCCAGCUAGCUAUUCCACAGUCUUGAUACUCCCUUUCCUGUUUUUCUGUACAAUCUCCAUGUCUGGAAUUAACUCCCUCACUUCCAUCAGUGUCUUUCAGGGUUAAUUCCAGGUGGCCUUGCCUUUAAGAGCUUCCCUCAAUCUCUUCCUUUCCACCUGGCUAGUGUGGCUUUCUCCUAUAUCAAAUAAAAUGUAAACUUCUUAAAUAUAAAAACUUUCAGCUUUUGGUUCUUAAGCUCAUAAUGCCUUACUUAUUCCUUGCACAUGGUAGGUAUUUCAUAAAUAUCUCUUGAAUUGAAUUGUCUUUUUAAGGAUGACUUCUGCUUGAUAAUGGGUUUCCAGCUCCAGUUUGUCUCUUUAGCUUCAGUUUAGUAUUACUAACUGCCUUUUGGACAUCUCAGUUGUAUGUCCCAUAGACAUCUCAAACUCAAAUGCCCAAAAUAAAAUUGUUUUCUCUUUCUCCCCACUCCCAACCCUUUCCUUCCCAAGUUUCCCUAUUAACUGUUGAGCAUAUGUACCAUCAUCCUUCCAUGCUUGCAACUUCAGUAUCAUUCUAUCUAUCCAAUCUAGAUAGGAUUGUAGUAAUAUCUUUUAAGUCAUUAAAACUGCAAUUUCCACGGCUGCUAUUUGAUUAGCAUUGCUGUAUAUAGCUACAUGGGCUACAUGUGGCUAAGUUUUCUUUCAGUGUGAAUAGAAGAACAGAUUAACAUAAUACUAAGUCAAUAAUGAUUUUUCUACAAAAUCUUCAAUACCUAAAAUAUAUAAUUUAUGAUUCAAAUAAUUACAAGCAAAAGGACACUCUACAGAGCAUUAUGUAAAGGAUUAUAAACACUUCAAUACAAAUUAAAUAGUCUUUCACUAUUUUACUGUUACUAAUCACUGAUUAAAAUAACUUUAAGUUUUCUUAUAGAGUUUAAGUAGAUAAUAGUGGACUAGUCACGGUAAACUUUUUCUUAAAAUCUGUAAUCUGGGACAAUAUUCAUUCCAGUUCUAAUUUUUGUAGUGCUUUAAGUAUUGAGAAACAUACACAGAAUCCCCAGCUUUAGUCUUUGUGAUUUCCUUAUCUAAAGGAUUUUCAUUCAGCCUUUGAUCUGAUCUCUUAACAGAAUUGAGGUAUAUAAGUAAAUUGAUUAUAGCUAAGAUUUAUUUGAUGUUGAGGUCCUGUCAGAAAUUGAUCCCUUAAUUUUGUUGUUUCUAUGAGAAAAUAUGAUGUGUUCUAAGCCAUCUUGUUAAAAGACCUCUUUGGAAGAGCAGAAUAAACUUUUGUUUCGGUAUAUACCUGGAA